Colletotrichum karsti is the source of this 1557-nucleotide messenger RNA. RefSeq lists its product as uncharacterized. The transcript is spliced from 2 exons. The coding region runs from base 1 to 1557 and encodes 518 amino acids. Lineage: Eukaryota; Fungi; Ascomycota; Sordariomycetes; Glomerellales; Glomerellaceae. The record is from RefSeq and is a predicted model, not a curated record.
AUGACGACACACAACUCCAACGCGUAUCCUCCCGAGUACUUCGGCGGUCUCGAGGUGGACACGCGACAGUCGCCCGGAGCCGGAACCGGAGGAUGGAACGCCGACGACUUGUCCAAGUUCCGGGUCGCGGACCAGAACCCGAGCAGCUUGCCACAGGUUCACAAUCCCGACCUGCCGGAGGUCGCGGCUUACCACGGACACGACUACUCGAUGCCGCAAGCCGUGAACGGCUCCGGAGCGCCGGCCGAAUACGCUUACCAACAGGGCUACUACGCCCCGAAAGACAACGAGGGGUCCCCGGCGGUCGUUACCGAAGAGAUAAAGGAGAAGAAGCCGCCCGGCACGAUAUGCGGCAUGCGAAGGAAGGUGUUCUGGAUCGUUCUGGCUAUUGCGAUUAUCGUGGUAAUCGGUGCCGCAGUCGGAGGAGGCGUUGCCGGCUCUGCGGCGGCCUCGAAUAAUGCCCAGCAAGACAGCUCAUCAUCGAGCGGAUCGGGCAGCGGCAGUGGAAGUGGGAGCGGAAGCGGGAGUGGAAGCGGGAGCGGUGAUAGCAGCAGUGGUGGAAGUGGUAGCUCUGGCGAUUCAAACAACUCGACGGGUGCCAUCUUGCCGACCACCAACAUCGGCUCCCUCAACUUCACCGACCAGUACGGCUUUGAAAACCACAUGGUCUUCUUCCAACUUCGUACGAAGCAGAUCUGGCAGUCGUACUGGAAUUCAUCCACCAAUAUCUGGACUUCAGCCGAUGGCAAGGUCGAGGAUACCGUGAAAGAGGGCACGCCAAUCUCGAACAGUCUGUUCUGGCACAGCAAGACCGGACGCGACAUUCGUAUCUACUACCUGAACGAGAACAACAAAGUCAUGGGCCAGAUCAACGCCAAACCGGUCGAAGGCCUCACCUGGGACAAGUCGGGUGUCUCGGACACAUUUACCGCUGCCGCGUCAUCCCAGCUACUCUCCAAUGGACUAUACUCUCCCGACUCAUACCUCUCCAACCUGGUUCUCUACCAAGACACCAGCAACUCAAUCAAUGUUCUCCGCCGAACAGGUGGUAACACCGAUUGGACGGCCACGGCUAUCUCUACAAGCUUUGGCAAACCUGCCGCCGGCACUGGCCUUUCGUUCAUCCCCAUUUCUACGACCGAAGAAGCGAAGAACAUGAACCUCUUCUACGUCUCUGAAGCGGGCUCUCUAAUUGGCCUGAAUUUGACUGGUGUCAACGACUGGACUGGCCAGACGCUCCCCACGACAGUCGAGACGAACUCUUCCAUCGCGGCGUUCUCAUCUGGCUAUAACAACACAGAUCUUACGAUACACGUAUUGGCGACGCAGACAGAUAAGCCGCCUGUGCUGACGACGUUUUCGGGCGGAGAGUGGAAAUCCGCAGGCGAGAUCGAGAGUAUGUCGGGAGACGACAGGCCGAUCAAGAUUGCCGCCAACCAGGGAGGCAGGGUGUACGGUGUUGUGGAGAGGAACAGCAGCAGUGUCGAAAUCGUCGAAUGGGAGUGGACGGGCGGCACAACAUAUAACAAGAUUGGCACGGUGAACGUGGUAACAUAA